AUGUGGCCCAAUCUGGAUGUCACCCUAUCAAUUCCGCUAAUUUUCUUUGCCUUUCUCGGCGUUUCUGCGGACUCACCGCACCUGAUGGCGUUGACGAAAAACGUCGGUCCGUCGGAUGUGGACUCGGCGCCACGGCGGUUGAUCCCGUUCGCUGAUCAGCUAAGCGACGAUCCAAUUCGACGGGUGGAGGGCUCCUUUUUCCCAUUUAAUUCCGAUGACGAGGAUUUCGAGGCAAGCGGCGAUGAUCAAGUGGAAAAACUCGAGAGAAAGCACUUCGACAUUUUCAACACAAUCACCGUUGCACCAGUUCGCUCAACCACUCCGCCAUCGCAUCACCUGCCGUCUCGUCUCCGCGAAACGCAUCGCCCGCCGGAGGACGCGGAUUUCGAGCGAAACUCUCGCGAUUUCGAGGAUCCUUUAGAGAAAUCGUCGCCAAUUUGCAAUUCCCUCGGCGGCUUUUCUCUCAUUUUCUUUGCGCUUUUCGUUUUUCUCAACGUU
This is a messenger RNA of Mesorhabditis belari, 498 nucleotides long. The record is from the annotation of a GenBank genome assembly. Lineage: Eukaryota; Metazoa; Nematoda; Chromadorea; Rhabditida; Rhabditidae.